Molecule: messenger RNA, 3667 nt
Organism: Drosophila innubila
Lineage: Eukaryota; Metazoa; Arthropoda; Insecta; Diptera; Drosophilidae
Gene: tkv
Product: bone morphogenetic protein receptor type-1B
Exons: 3
Coding region: 1171-2700 (509 amino acids)
Biological process (GO): cellular response to growth factor stimulus; dorsal/ventral pattern formation; protein phosphorylation
Cellular component (GO): plasma membrane; signaling receptor complex
Molecular function (GO): SMAD binding; transforming growth factor beta receptor activity, type I; ATP binding
Source: RefSeq, a predicted model, not a curated record
UACCUGAUACGUCGUGCUCGUGUUGUGACGUAUUUGUUCAUUUUGUUCCGUGUUGGCUGCGCUGCGUUUCGUGCGUCUUUCGAUUGUCGUGCAAUUAGCAAGAAUUUCAAAUGGCAAAGAUUAUUAACUAAAUUGGCAGUGCGCAUAGAUCAAAUGACAAGCGAUCCAGAAAUAUUAAAGAAUAGAGAAUUGGAUAUAAUUAAUUGAUUGUGUAGUGAUAUCUUUGUGCAAAUUUCAAGAAGGGCUAAAAAUAAUCAAAAGAAAUAAAAGAAACGAAACGAAAACGAAUCGACCACAAAUAUUUGUUUGGCAAUAACAAAACUGUUGUGUCUGUGUCUAAAGUGCCAAAUAGUUUUAGCCAACAACAAAGGCAAGAAUAAAAGUCUAAAGACUAGUGUGAGCUUGAAAUCAAAUUGAUUUCGGCUAGAGUGUCGCUAUCUCUGUCUGUCUGUUGUCUGGCUGUCGCAGGAUAUCCGACGUUGCGACGUAUGCUUGGAUUGAAUUUCACCUGAUUUGUAUUGCCACCUUUCGUAUAUAAUUAUAAUCAACGUGAUCACGCGCUCACACCACUGCGACAACAACAACAACAACAACAGCAACAAGCAUACACAGCAUAACAACAACAGGAACAACAAAGAGAAAAGGAACAGUCAAGAACUGAGCGCACACAGGAUCAAGUUUGCCAAAACCCAUAAUUUUUUGUUGUUUUUGUACACACACACUUGGAACCCACCGUACAGGGGGGAAGCAGGAACAGGAGGCUCCAUGGUGUCGCCGGCUUGACCGACGCCGCCGGCCAAACGACCGCAAUAAACUAACCAAACCAAACCAAACCAAACCGAACCGAAAAGCAACAGGCCGAAGGUGGAGUAAGGUAGGAGUUGGAAGAGGAGAAGGUAUACAACGAAUCCAGUUCUCGUUCCUCCACACGAUCCAAACGGCUCGUGUUGCUACGUUUGUUGUUGUUGCUGCUGCUGCCGCAUUUAUUGUUUUGUUGCACGGCCGACUGAGAGCUCGAGCUGAGCAACAGGCCCCAACACCCGAAGACAACAACAAACACAAACACAAAAACAAAAACGACAACAACAACAACUUUCAGAGGUUGCAUUGCCACCGCUUCGCAUAAAAAUCAUCAGCGUUGUUCUUGCCGUUGUUGUUGCAUCUCCAGACAUGGCGCCGAAAUCCAGAAAGAAGAAGGCUCAUGCACGCUCUUUAAUCUGCUACUGCGAUGGCAGCUGUCCGGAUAAUGUGAGCAAUGGCACCUGCGAGACGCGACCCGGUGGCAGCUGCUUCAGUGCCGUCGAGGAGGUGUACGAUGAGACGACUGGCACCUACGAGGAGGAGCGCACCUAUGGCUGCAUGCCGCCCGAGGAGAACGGAGGUCUUUUAAUGUGUAAAGUGGCCGUUGUGCCGCAUAUUCAUGGCAAGAAUAUCGUUUGCUGCGAGGGCGAGAAUUUGUGCAAUCGCGGCUUGCAACCCGCCUACACACCGAAGAUGACAACCCCGCCACCAGAGUUGCCCGUGAGCAGUGAAUCGGUGCAUACGCUGGCUCUCUUCGCCUCCAUCAUUGUCUGCAUGUCCGUCUUCAUUGUUGUGGUGUUCAUCCUGUGCCUCGUCUACAAGCGCCGAGAGAAACAGCGAAAGCAGCCGCGUCUCAUCAACUCCAUGUGCAACUCACAGCUAUCCCCCUUGUCACAGCUGGUGGAGCAGAGUUCGGGCUCGGGUUCAGGCUUGCCAUUGUUGGUCCAGCGUACGAUUGCCAAGCAGAUUCAGAUGGUCCGUCUCGUCGGCAAGGGACGCUACGGGGAGGUCUGGCUGGCAAAGUGGCGGGAUGAACGUGUGGCCGUCAAAACCUUCUUCACCACCGAGGAGGCAUCGUGGUUCCGUGAAACGGAAAUCUAUCAAACGGUUCUCAUGCGACACGAGAAUAUCUUGGGCUUCAUUGCCGCCGACAUCAAGGGCAACGGCAGCUGGACACAGAUGCUGCUCAUCACCGACUACCACGAGGUGGGCAGCCUGCACGAUUAUCUCUCCACAUCGGUGAUCAAUCCACAGAAACUGCAACUGCUUGCCUACUCGCUGGGCUCAGGAUUGGCCCAUCUGCAUGACGAGAUCUUUGGCACACCUGGCAAACCGGCCAUUGCCCACAGGGACAUCAAGAGCAAGAAUAUCCUGGUGAAGCGCAACGGACAAUGCGCCAUUGCAGACUUUGGAUUGGCUGUCAAGUACAUCUCGGAGCUGGAUGAGAUUCACAUUGCGCAGAAUACACGCGUUGGCACGCGACGCUACAUGGCACCCGAGGUGCUCAGCCAGUCCCUGAAUCCACAGCAAUUUGAGGAGUUCAAGCGCGCGGACAUGUACUCUGUGGGUCUGGUGCUCUGGGAGAUGGCAAGACGUUGUUAUACCCCCAUUUCGGGCACGAAGACAACAACCUGCGAGGAUUAUGCGUUGCCCUAUCACGAUGUGGUGCCCUCGGAUCCCACCUUUGAGGAUAUGCACGCUGUGGUCUGCGUCAAAGGAUUCCGGCCGCCAAUUCCAGCUCGCUGGCAAGAGGAUGAUGUGCUUGCCACCGUCUCCAAGAUCAUGCAGGAGUGCUGGCAUCCCAAUCCCACAGUGCGACUCACGGCACUUCGUGUGAAGAAGACGCUGGGGAGACUCGAGACGGACUGCCUCAUCGAUGUACCCAUGAAGAUUAUCUAAACACCAUCAACUAUCAUGGGUUUAGUCUAUGUUUAAUGUAGUUUCUUAGUUUCAUAGACUGUAGUUGCCUGUAACCCCUGCCCCUGUCCCUGUCCUUGUAGUUCCCGUAGGUUAAACCUAAUUUGCAUUUAUGUAUUCGCCAAACAUUAUCCUGUUUCUGUUUCUUUGCUUUUGUUUUUUUUUUUUUUUGAUUUUGCUUAUCACAUUUAAAAGCGAAUUAGUUGUAGUCUCACGCUCUUAUAUAUAUGGUUAAGAUGAAGAUAAAAGAUGGAGUACACUUUGUGCCUAGUAAUAAGCUUAAGCGCCGUACUGAUUGUAUGUUAGACUAAGACUAAGACGAAUUAGUUGACUCUUAACUGAAAAAUCAUUGGUUAAAAAAAUGCUUUAACUAUUUGAGAAAUAUCAUUUGAUAUACAUACAUACAUAAAAAUAUAAACCACACAUACAUUGUACAUACAAUUAUGAGCAAAAAUUAAAUUCAUGUAUUUCAUUAACUUUUCAGUGCCAGCCUCUUUUUUGUAUGCUUCUAAAGUGUAAUUCAUCUGUUUAAGUUUACACGUCGAAAAUGGCAUGAAAAUGAAAAUGAAAAUGAACUACUGUUUAUGCAUUUGUUACAACGUGUAAACUUUAAUAAAUCUAGUUAUACUUGUAUUUUACUAUCUAAGCAAGUUGCAACUUGUUGCCUUUAAGCAAGAUAAUGCUGCCUUAUGUAAAAUCCACUGAAUUAGCAUCUAAGACAUAUGUAAACCACAUAUAUAUUAAUGUUUAUGGAAAGACAAGAGCCGACAAAUCUGUUUGUCCAACAUUAAAAUUACUUAGCUAUAAUUAUAUUAAUUUAAAGUAAGUUUGUCUAAGUGAAAACUGUAUUGAAUUUUGUUGCACGCUAAAAUUAUUCUCUAAAUGUUGCAAAUGAUUUGAAAGUUACUUUUUAUUUUUGUCACAUCUGUGGCACGUGUGAACUAAUUUU